AUGCACGGAGAGCUUGGGAACAAGCUCGUCCAACACGCGAAACGCACACAGGCCCUACCGUCCCUCCCGCCGUACCAAACAGAACUCGUUCGCUCGAUCGUACGCGAAGUUCGUGACCUCGACCGCGAUGCGACGCGGAUCCUCGAGCCGUUCAUCAUGACGGAUGAGAAUGGUAGUUCGCAGAGCACGUUCAACCCGGCCGAGCAUCCGGCGACAGCAUGUGCCUUGCUGGUCGAUCACCUCAGCAUGCGCCGCGACAAGCGGUGUCUGCUUGCCUACCAUCGCGUGAGGGCCGAGAGACUUGAGGCUAUGGCUUGGGAAGGACGCGAUUUGGAGCUACAUGGCGGGAACUUAGACGGCCUAAAUGAAAACAAGAGCAAUAAUACAGGCGAUGCUGAUCGAACUGCAGUGGGUCGUGCUGCACAGCAAAACUCCUUGAGCCCCGAAGAAGAAUCUUUUUUCCGUCGGUACACGGACAUGCUCGCACAGUCUAAGGGGCAGUGGACGGAUAUUGAUCUGACGGGGCCACUGGAGCCGCCAAGAGAUUUGUUCAUCGAUGUCCGAGUUCUAAAGGACGUGGGAGAGAUACAGACGGAGUACGGCGCGAUCAAUUUGACCAAAAACAGUCAGUUUUAUGUCAAGCAGGGUGAUGUGGAGAGAUUGAUUCAGAUGGGGUUUUUGCAGAGGUUGAAUUGA
Molecule: messenger RNA, 696 nt
Organism: Rhinocladiella mackenziei CBS 650.93
Lineage: Eukaryota; Fungi; Ascomycota; Eurotiomycetes; Chaetothyriales; Herpotrichiellaceae
Exons: 2
Coding region: 1-696 (231 amino acids)
Biological process (GO): DNA strand elongation involved in mitotic DNA replication; DNA replication
Cellular component (GO): GINS complex
Source: RefSeq, a predicted model, not a curated record